CCAUUUAGAAGAGGCUUUUUCUGUAGCGAUGAAACCAUCAAGUAUCCCUAUAAAGAAGAUACAGUAUCUAUUGCGGUAGCUGUCGCCAUCGGUUUUGUUUUAGCUUUGUUAAGUGUGAGUACAACUUUGGAAGAUGAAACUACUCUGGCGUUUAUCGGACGGUUCGUAUGGACGUGUGGUAUUGAAUUAGGAAUAUUUAUGUUCGGAGGUGCUCUUUGUCAACUGGGAGUUAGUAUCUUGAAAUUAACCGUUGGAAGACUACGACCUCACUUUUUAGAAGUGUGCAAUCCAGAUUUUUCUCGAAUUAACUGUUCAGGAGGUUAUAUUUAUGAUUAUGAAUGUCGUUUAAGUUCCACAGCCACGGCAGCUAUUUUAAGAGAAGCACGAUUAUCAUUUCCGAGUGGUCAUUCCAGCUUUUUAGCUUUUUCCAUGGUUUAUGUUGUCUUAUAUCUGAACAACAAAGCCAGAAGACAACAUUGUGGACUGGUUAAGUACGUGUUACAAUUUGCUGCAUUCGCCACAGCUGGUUACGUGUGUAUCUCUCGCGUUGGUGAUUACAAACAUCAUUAUACAGAUGUCAUCACUGGAUUCUGUAUUGGCGUUUUAUUUGCUUUUUUAACGGUAAGUUAA
Molecule: messenger RNA, 630 nt
Organism: Lottia gigantea (owl limpet)
Lineage: Eukaryota; Metazoa; Mollusca; Gastropoda; Lottiidae
Exons: 4
Biological process (GO): phospholipid dephosphorylation; phospholipid metabolic process; signal transduction
Molecular function (GO): phosphatidate phosphatase activity
Source: RefSeq, a predicted model, not a curated record